Molecule: messenger RNA, 1866 nt
Organism: Paramacrobiotus metropolitanus
Lineage: Eukaryota; Metazoa; Tardigrada; Eutardigrada; Parachela; Macrobiotidae
Exons: 1
Coding region: 101-1714 (537 amino acids)
Source: RefSeq, a predicted model, not a curated record
AUAAACGGGGAACGGAAAGAUCACUGCAGAAUGGUACUGCAGUGAACGUGAAGAGUGCAACGGCUAUAAGGAUGCCGUCACAGCAAGUUGAAACGGCUAUAUGGAUGCCGUGUUAUCGCAAAACGAAAAGGGAGCGGCUAUACGGAUGCUGUCACAACAGCAAAAAGAACUGGGUAUCGUGAAACCAGUACAAGUGGAUAAAAGAUCACCGCAGAAUGGUACUGCGAGUGGCAAUUGUCGUGACGGUAGCGCGACACUGCAAAAAUUGCAGAGAAAUGAAAGGUCACCGUAUUGCAGCGAGAAGGUGUUGGCAGAGCGACGCGCACAACGGAAUGCAAAGAUCCAACAGGCACUCUUGACACAAAGGUCACUACCGCAGAAUGAUACUACGAGUGGAAAAGUUCAAAGGUCAAGGUGCAGCUCAUGUGAACCAGAAGACAAUGAUGAAGUGCACCAUUCAAAGUUCCGGAAAUAUUUCGAAAUCAAUUACGAGACGCUGAAGAAACAGCAAGCGGAACGGAUACGGCUGCAGAACGAGACUGCGAGCAAAGAAAAUGAAAGGUCGCCUUCUGUUGGAAAAGUGCAAGCGAAAGGUCAAGGAGCAAGUGCAAACGUUAAAGGUCAUGGCGAAAGCGCCAUGUUAAAAGGUCAAGAAACGGACUUGACACUGCGAACAGCGCAGCAAAAGCAAAAUGAUACUGCUGAACGGAUACAACAGGUCUCCGAUGACUCACUUGAAGAUGCAGAAACGCUGCAACGGAAGGAAAUGUGGCAAAAAGUGGCCUACAGACCAAAUGGCAAUCACGGGAUGUGGAUACCAGUGACGCCGAAAGCGAAACAGAAAGCGAGAAUGUCACAAGAGGAUUACUGGGACAUGCAACAGUUGCGGACACAAUGUGAAAGAAGGAGAUUAGAAGAAUUGGUUACUGGUAAACCAGUACAAAGGUCACCGAACCAAGUCCCAGUAUUCAACGCAGCUGAGUAUAAGAACACGCUCGCUGAUCUGAGAGAUCCACGAAAUGCACCGCCAGAGAAUAAACCGUCAAACUAUGGAGAAAAAGUCCCCAUACAAAAGUUGUCAAGCGGCGGAUUUGUCAUGAAGCGCAAUAAAAGGUCACGGGACUUAGCGCAAAACGAACAAAAAAGAAGGUCAAAUGAGGCGGUAAAAACGCAGCAGAGUAGUGCAGUUGAAAGGUCACGGGACUUAACACAAGCACUGCAAAAAGAUGCCAAUAAUAAGUCACCAGCUCGAACAGAUGAAAUGCCUUCGCAAAUCGAUCCGACGAAAACGAACAAUGAAGUAUCCGCGAAGGUGAUUGAAUGGAUGACCCAAAAUGGAUAUGAGAUGGAAACAUAUGAAAGGUCACCAGACGAGCCGAGAGACAGCGAAGAAGAGGAGCUAAAACGAGCUGACCAGAUAACAAGUAAAGUCAUUGGGAAAUUGCGAGAUGAACGGAAAGAUGACCGGAAAGAAGAAGUGCUGCAUCAGACGAUUACCGAAGUGGUUAAAGGUCACAGCACUUUAGCGAACGAGCAGGUGCAGAAGGGUGAAAAGGUCACCACAGAUAAGUCUGCUAAGGGAAGAGAACGUGAGGAGUCAAAAGAAACGAACAAGAAAAAACCUAGAAAAUUUUAUGACGUUCGAACUAACGUGCCACACAGAAUUGACAAGCUGAGGUCACAGCACAACAGCGAAAGGGCAAGUGCUUUCUGACAUGGAUCCGGGACCAGUAUCGUUGACCCCAGUGAAAUGUAAGAUCCACACCUUGAAGAUUCAAAACGGAAAAUUGCCCAAGAGAAUUGAAGCAUACACACAUGAAGUGAAAGCGGGAGACAUAAAGGUCACCGCAAUGCUGGACACUGGCG